Molecule: messenger RNA, 384 nt
Organism: Apaloderma vittatum (bar-tailed trogon)
Lineage: Eukaryota; Metazoa; Chordata; Aves; Trogoniformes; Trogonidae
Product: serine/threonine-protein phosphatase 6 catalytic subunit-like
Exons: 4
Biological process (GO): peptidyl-serine dephosphorylation; G1/S transition of mitotic cell cycle
Cellular component (GO): cytoplasm
Molecular function (GO): protein serine/threonine phosphatase activity
Source: RefSeq, a predicted model, not a curated record
CGCCUCUGCGACUACGUGUGCGACCUUCUGCUGGAGGAGUCCAACGUGCAGCCCGUCUCCACGCCCGUCACUGUCUGCGGGGACAUCCAUGGGCAGUUCUAUGACCUGUGUGAGCUGUUCCGGACUGGCGGGCAGGUCCCCGACACCAACUACAUCUUUAUGGGUGAUUUUGUAGACAGAGGUUAUUACAGUCUCGAGACUUUCACUUACCUCCUCGCCCUCAAAGCCAAGUGGCCCGAUCGCAUCACGCUGUUACGAGGCAAUCACGAGAGCCGGCAGAUAACGCAAGUGUACGGAUUUUACGACGAGUGCCAAACCAAAUACGGGAAUGCUAACGCGUGGAGAUACUGCACCAAAGUGUUCGACAUGCUCACGAUAGCAGCU